This is a messenger RNA of Daldinia childiae, 1620 nucleotides long. Its product is annotated as Ferulic acid decarboxylase 1. Bases 1 to 1620 code for a protein of 539 amino acids. The transcript has 4 exons. Gene Ontology annotation, molecular function: carboxy-lyase activity. The record is from RefSeq and is a predicted model, not a curated record. NCBI's taxonomy places the organism in Eukaryota, Fungi, Ascomycota, Sordariomycetes, Xylariales, Hypoxylaceae. Gene Ontology annotation, biological process: cinnamic acid catabolic process; ferulate metabolic process. Gene Ontology annotation, cellular component: cytoplasm.
AUGAUAGUAUCAAUCCGAACCAUCAGCAUAAAUCCCCUUCAACAAAAGUCUAAGCAACUUUCAAGUUUCUAUCCAGUAUCAGAAGAGAAAAUGGCAUCUUCCACUCAGACAACUGCUAUCAGCCAGCAGGAACUCCCUCACUUGAGCUUCAGGUCGUAUGUCCAGGCGCUCAAAGACGAUGGUGAUAUCGUCGAAAUCAACACAGAAUGUGACCCGCACCUCGAAGUCGGCGCCAUCACCCGGAAGGCCCUCGAAGACCAGGAGCGAGCUCCCCUAUUCAACAAACUCAAGGGCCAGGACGAGAACGGUCUCUGGCGCAUUCUGGGAGCUGUGAAUGGGCUCAGGCCGAACCCAGAGCAGGUGUUUGGUCGUGUGGCUAGACACAUUGGCUUGGUCCCUACAGCAUCAGCCAAGCAGAUAAUGAACAAGGUCAUCGCGGCCAAGAGCGCCGCGCCUAUCCCUCCGAAGGUCGUUGAGUCCGGCUCCUGCAAGGAGUUUCGCCUUACGCCCAACCAGUUCAACCUAGAAACGCUGCCAUGCCCCUUGCUGCACCAGUCCGAUGGCGGAAAGUACGUCCAGACGUACGGCAUGCAGUGCUUCCAGUCUCCAGAUGGUAGUUGGACUAACUGGGCGAUCGCACGUGCUAUGGUGCACGAUAGGAACCACCUGGCUGGGGCCGUAUUGCCAGCUCAGCACAUCGGUAAGAUCCUCGCUAUGUGGCGGAAGCUAGGGAAAGACAUGCCCGUAGCGAUUGCGUUUGGCGUCCCGCCCGCCGCCAUCAUGGCCGCAAGUAUGCCCCUGCCGGAUGGCGUAUCCGAGGCUGAGUACGUCGGCUCGCUCGUCGGUGCCCCCGUGGAAGUUAUCAAGUGCGAGACCAACGACCUCUACGUCCCCGCAAACUCCGAGAUCGUUUUCGAAGGGACUAUUUCGGCGACCGAGACGGCGCCUGAAGGCCCUUUUGGUGAGAUGUAUGGAUAUCUCUUCCGCGAAGAAGUGCAGCAGUGGGCCAAGUACACCAUCAACAUGAUCACGCACCGCAAAGACGCCAUUUUGCCAGUUUCUACCCCGGGGAGACUAACUGAUGAAACCCAUACCAUGAUCGGCCCACUCGCGGCAGCCGAGAUCGGAUUCCUCCUCAAAUCCCAAGGGCUCCCCAUCAAGGAAGCAUGGUGCCCGUUUGAGUCGCAAGUAGUAUGGGUGAUUCUACAAAUCGACACAGAGAAACUACGCGCGCUAAAGACGACAUCGGAAGAAUUCUCGCGCAAGAUAGGCGACAUAGUCUUCACCGCCAAAUGCGGGUUCAUGAUCCACCGUCUAAUCCUCGUAGGCGACGACAUCGACAUUUACGACUUCAAAGACGUCUCGUGGGCUUUCAGUACUCGCUGCCGUCCUGGGCUCGACGAGUACUUAUAUGAGGAAGUCCUCGGGUACCCGGUGGUUCCGUUUAUGGGCCAUGGGAGCGGCGACCCGUGGAAGGGCGGGAAGGUCGUUUCGGAUGCUUUGCUGGCGGCGGAGUAUACUACAGGCAAGACUUGGGAUGAGUCUAGCUUUAAGGGCUCGUACCCUAAGGAGCUCCAGGAGAAGAUAUUGGCCGGGUGGAAGACUCUAGGGUAUGAUUAG